AUGUCUGCUGGCCUCAGGAGCGAGCUCGAGAUCUCCCACAAGCGUGCAUGCGCGCCAUACCCCCUGCUCCCACCAAAGAUUGUGCGCUCCCAUCUCGGGGGUUCUUCGGGCGUCAGGUUGAGGGAAGGAAGGGGGAAAGAGCUCCGAGAAACGUCCAGAAUUACCAUGGAGACGCUGUACCCCAGAAAUCGCAGCAGCCAAGAGUCCGAUGAAACUUUCCCACUGGGAUUCCUGGUGUUCGCCAACUCCUCCGAAAAGGACAUGACCCUGGCCAAGCAGUUCUGGAGCUCAGCGUCACUGUACCCCCCUAAGGAGUCACAGCUGGUGCUGCCCAGAGGCAGCAGGCAGCGCCUGCCGGUGGCCCGGCCCUCAGGGGGCAGCGUGCCAGGUAAGGCUUAA
Molecule: messenger RNA, 399 nt
Organism: Elephantulus edwardii (Cape elephant shrew)
Lineage: Eukaryota; Metazoa; Chordata; Mammalia; Macroscelidea; Macroscelididae
Gene: HOATZ
Product: chromosome unknown open reading frame, human C11orf88
Exons: 1
Coding region: 1-399 (132 amino acids)
Biological process (GO): cilium assembly
Source: RefSeq, a predicted model, not a curated record